This is a messenger RNA of Hordeum vulgare subsp. vulgare (domesticated barley), 1012 nucleotides long. RefSeq names its product photosynthetic NDH subunit of subcomplex B 3, chloroplastic. The record is from RefSeq and is a predicted model, not a curated record. Lineage: Eukaryota; Viridiplantae; Streptophyta; Magnoliopsida; Poales; Poaceae. The transcript has 6 exons. Bases 85 to 729 code for a protein of 214 amino acids. Gene Ontology annotation, molecular function: 2 iron, 2 sulfur cluster binding. Gene Ontology annotation, cellular component: chloroplast thylakoid membrane. Gene Ontology annotation, biological process: P450-containing electron transport chain.
AAAGCCAAACCAAAACAAAUAUAGCAGCAGCCCAGGAUAAGAUUCUAAAACCUUAGACGAUUGUGCAGCUCGCAGGCUGCGGCAAUGGCGGCGACACUGCAGUUCGUCAGCCUGCUCGGCACCACCUCCGCCCAUCCAGCUCCUUCCUCCUGCAGCAGCAGCAGCAGCAGCAGCGAGAAGCACCACCGCUCAGUCCAUCUGCCCCAGCAGCGGCAGCCGUCGAGACGGAGGAGGCUCCGUGCCGUCCGCGCCGUCGAGACGGACGCCCCCGCCGCCGCAGCAGAUUCUGAGGCGACGGUGGAGCCGCCGUCCGUCGACUUUGCGUUCGUCAGCCCCCGGCUGCUGCCGGACGGGACGCCGGACGUGCACUACCGGACGGCGUGCGGCGGGCAGAAGCUCAGGGACAUCAUGCUCGACGGCUACAUCGACCUCUACGGGCCUUACGAUAAGCUGCUGCUCAACUGCUCGGGGGGCGGCGAGUGCGGCACCUGCAUCGUGGAGUGCAACACGGAAACCUCUGAAAAUAUUUCGUCCCGCCUGACGUUCUUUCAGGUGGUGGAAGGCGGCGAAAUGCUGUCUCCGAAAAACGAAGUGGAAAAGGAAAAGCUUAAAAGGAAACCCAAGUCAUGGAGGCUGGCGUGCCAGGCCACGGUUGGCAACCCAGAUUCAACAGGACAGAUGGUCAUACAGCAGCUACCAGAGUGGAAGGUGCACAAGUGGGACAAGUGACCGUCGUAUAACAUUAUGAUGAUUAUGCGGUGGGCCUCAUGACCCCGGAAGAAUUAAGCAGGAGCUACAUGCACAUGCACUUGGUCAGAAGGAGAAGAACCAGACGCUGUCUGUUGGUGAAGCCUCAACGAGGACUCUAUGUAAAGGACACGGAGAUAUAUAUGUGAAAGGCGUCCCGUAGAACUAGAAGCAAAGGCGCAGUUCGUUGCGCUCGAACUCAAAUGUAAAAUAAUCCAACAUGCUCCAAUGCACAGAUUAUGAAAUAACCGGUUAAUUUUCCUCA